AUGGACUACAGACUUUUAGGGGAGCUCUCAGAAACCCAAAGGAACAAGUGUGGAGGGUGUUAUAGGCAAUUCAACAAGAAAGAACAUUUCGUGGAACACAUGAGGACGUCUUACCAUUCGGUUCAUGAACCUACGUGUGGCAUUUGCAACAAACACUGCCGAUCUUUUGAUUCCCUCCGUGAACACCUCAUUGGGCCAUUGCCGAAACAGGAAUGUAAGAACAUUUUCAGCAUCUGCGGCUGCAGAUUCUACCUUACGAACCUUGAAAGCCCCAACGCUCGUAGGAUCCAUCAGGAGAGAUGCCAAUUCUCAAACGUCAGUUAUGGACUAACUACUCGUAUGGCGGUCUUAGGCCUAAGAGACAAUCCUACAAUCGAUUACACUUCUUCCAGGUCACCACGAGUGGUCGCACUCUCAUGCAAGAUGGUUGGAGGAGGGAGUGAUGAAUCGCUUGACCUAUGCGCGAGAGUUUGCAUAACAGAUGAGAGCGAAAACGUGAUUUUUCACACGUACGUGAAGCCAACAUUGCCCAUAACGAAUUACAGGUACGAGACUACAGGAAUACGACCUGAGAAUAUAAGGGACGCGAUGCCAUUGAAACAAGCACAGAGAAAGAUUAAGGAGUUUUGUUAUGGAGAACCAAUGUGGAAGAUUCGUCCAAGAAGUGGAAAAGCGAGGAUUCUCGUGGGACAUGGACUUGAUAGCCAUCUUGACUGUCUUCAAAUUGAAUAUUCUUCUUCCAUGAUAAGAGAUACUGCGGAAUACCCUCCAUUGAUGAAAACAAGCAAGCUAAGCAACUCGCUCAAGUACUUAACCCAAGCCUAUCUGGGGUAUGACAUUCAUGUGGGGAUGCAAGAUCCUUAUGAGGACUGUGUCGCGACGACGAGGCUGUACAAAAGAAUGCGAUAUCAAAAACACAAGACGGAUGCUUAUCCGUUGGCCUCAGACACGCAUAACACAAAUAACUAUGCGUCCUGGAGACAGAGCGAGCUUGAGAAUAUGUCAGAGGAUGAGUUGCUCAACCUUUCUCGGUCAGACUAUUACUGCUGGUGCUUGGACUCAGUUCCUUGA
Brassica oleracea var. oleracea is the source of this 1071-nucleotide messenger RNA. Its product is annotated as RNA exonuclease 4-like. NCBI's taxonomy places the organism in Eukaryota, Viridiplantae, Streptophyta, Magnoliopsida, Brassicales, Brassicaceae. Gene Ontology annotation, cellular component: nucleus. Gene Ontology annotation, molecular function: 3'-5' exonuclease activity; nucleic acid binding. The record is from RefSeq and is a predicted model, not a curated record. Gene Ontology annotation, biological process: rRNA processing.